ACCGCCUCUUGUUCCCCAGCUGUGUCCACCUAUCUUUCUGUCCCCCAGCACCCCCUUUUACUUCCCUCCCUCCCUCUCCCAUUUCCCUCUCCCCCCUUUCCCUUUCCCAUUCAUUCUUCCCCUACAUGACUUCUCCUCCUUUCCUCAUUGAUCUUCCAGCUGGGUCGCCCUCACCCCUCGGAAAAUACCAUAGCGACCUCCCCUUCCCUCCUGGGUCUCCGCCGCCCUGCAGGAAAGGAUUCAGCCCCUUCCUCAACCUCCAGCUGCCUCUGGCGACCGGGAAAGGUUACAGCGACCACCCUGUCCAUACUGCCGGCCUUUCCCCAAACGCAGACAAAAGGUGCAACGAAUCCUCUCAUCCUCUGGAAUCUCCCUGCUUCUCCAGAGACCCUUUUUCUUGCCUCACUGGCAGCCCUGGAAUUUCUUCUACGACCAACACGCCCCCCUGCCCACCCCAGCUGAUUCCCUCUCCGCCUCCACGGUCUCGUCUUCCACAGCCACAACCUCCCUCGCACUCAGGGAGAUGUUAUUUUGAGUCCUCUUCCCCACUCCUGGAAAAGACCUACUGCCGCGAGCCCUGCCACUCAGGUUCCCCACCUUCCAGCCCCUAUUUUGAGCAGUUCAGCAUAACGGGGUCACCCCCUGUCUGUCAGCGGACCCCUUAUUGCACCUGGAUCCGUCCCUCGAGAAUGCGGCGUCCCUGUCUUCAAGGCUGCCACAGAGCCCAAAUUCCCUGCUGUUCGACUGGCUCUGCAGAAUUUUGACAUGACUUACAGUGUGCAGUUUGGAAAUCUUUGGCCGUCAAUCCGUGUCAGUCUCCUCUCAGAGCAGAAGUAUGGUGCACUGGUCAAUAACUUUGCUGCCUGGGAUCAUGUGAGUGCUAAGCUGGAGCAGCUGAAUGCCAAGGACUUUGUGAAGGAAGCCAUCUCCCACUGGGAACUGCAGUCUGAGGGUAGCCAAUCUACAGCCCCAUCCCCUCCUUCUUGGGCCUGCAGUCCAAAUCUUCGAUGCUUCACUUUUGCCAAAGGAGAUGUCAGUCGCUUCCCUCCUGCCAGACCUGGCAACCUGGGUGUCAUGGACUACUACCUGAUGGAUGCUGCCUCCUUGCUGCCUGUCCUGGCCCUUGGCCUGCAGCCCAGGGACAUCGUGCUUGACCUAUGUGCAGCUCCUGGGGGAAAGACGCUAGCGUUGCUUCAGACUGGCUGUUGCCGCAGUCUUGCAGCUAAUGAUCUCUCCACUUCUCGAAUAGCCAGACUACAGAAGAUCCUUCACAGCUAUGUGCCUCAAGAGAUCAGGGAUGGAAAUCAAGUUCGAGUUACCUCAUGGGAUGGCAGGAAAUGGGGAGAACUAGAGGGGGACACCUUUGACCGGGUGCUGGUGGAUGUGCCCUGUACCACAGACCGCCACUCCCUUCAUGAGGAGGAGAACAACAUCUUUAAGCGGUCAAGGAAGAAGGAACGACAGAUGUUGCCUCUGCUGCAAGUGCAGCUUCUUGCGGCUGGACUCCUUGCCACCAAACCAGGAGGCCACGUUGUCUAUUCCACCUGCUCACUCUCACACUUACAGAACGAGUAUGUGGUGCAAGGUGCCAUUGAGCUCCUGGCCAAUCAAUACAGCAUCCAGGUGCAGGUGGAAGAUCUGAGUCACUUCCGAAGGCUCUUCACGGAUACAUUUUGUUUCUUCUCAUCCUGCCAGGUUGGGGAGCUGGUAAUACCAAACCUCAUGGCCAAUUUUGGCCCUAUGUACUUCUGCAAAAUGCGUAGGCUGACAUAGCAUCACCCAAUCCCUGAAGCGAGAAGACAAAGGUAUACUCUGUUGGAGGCACCAGAAACUGAGACCAGUGGUAGAGAUGCACUCUGGGUCCUGUCUCCAUCUUAUCUGUGUCUUUCUGCAGUUUUCGACAAUAAGAAGUAGAAGAUUUUCUGUCCUCCUGUCCAAUUGUGCAGCAUCAGCAGGUUUCUAACUCACUCAUUACCCACCACCCCAUUGCAGGCUUGUACUAAAGUUCACUGCCCACUUAGGGCCUUAGAAGGAGGAGCCAGUGAGCAGGCUCACGCUUUAAGUUGUAAACAUGGGAAGAAGCAUUUGGCCAAUAAAGUUGUUGAAGCUC
This is a messenger RNA of Saimiri boliviensis boliviensis (Bolivian squirrel monkey), 2110 nucleotides long. The record is from RefSeq and is a predicted model, not a curated record. NCBI's taxonomy places the organism in Eukaryota, Metazoa, Chordata, Mammalia, Primates, Cebidae.